GGUCGAGCCCCGCUACUAGUUGGCUAGCAGCAACUGCUAUUUACUGGCGGAGUAGCUGUAGCGGAGGAAGGUUGCCUGAACUUGAAGCCAGAAAGAGACUGGAUGACGUACCGGUAAUGGACCUCUCGACUUUCUAGAAAUGAUGAGCUGAUUUGUCUAUCGACUGCAACCGCUAAACUAGAGGACCAAUAACAAAGAUGGCUAGUAAGGGAUAUGAGAGAUUUACUGACGAUGAAGAAGAGGAGGAAGUGUCUGGAAACACCCCUACAGAGUCGCCCUCAUCCCCAGCGGUCCUCCAAGAAGUCCAUCGGGUCGAUCCCUCGGCAGCGUCUGAACAGCAUGAUCUACCAGACUUGGAUCUCAGUCUUAAUGUCAGCACUGGAAUAAAUGAAGAAACUGGAGGUAGUGGUGGGGGGACCGGUGGAAGGGGUGGCGGCAAUGGUGAUCUGACAACUGAAACAAGAUCUUCCAGAUGGACAUAUGCAGCCUUCUACCGAUGGGUGACAAGCAAUGCUGUGAUGCUUUACAUCAGCCAGUUCUUAUCUGCAUGGGGUGAUCGUAUGUGGAGCUUCACUGUUGCCCUGUACCUUGUAGAGAUUCAGGAGCAAUCCCUCCGCUUGACGGCCAUCUAUGGACUAUGCAUUUCUGCUUCGUCUCUCAUCUUUGGCGCUGCCGUUGGGAAAUGGGUCGAUAGGACACCAAGAUUAAGAGCUGCCCGGACAUCGCUGAUCAUCCAAAACAGUUCUGUCCUGGUCAACGCCUGUCUUCUGUGCACAGUACUCCUCUUACAGUCGGACAUUCUGAAGAUCUGGAACGGUGGCCUUUACAUCAUCUGCCAACUGAUCAUCAUCAUCUUGGGGACCUUGGCAUCACUGGCCAGUCUGGCGGAAUCCAUCUGUAUCCAGAAGGAUUGGGUGGUCGUUGUGGCCGGAGGCGACAAGGAGGUACUUGCCGUAAUGAAUGCAAACAUGCGUCGUAUCGACCUGAUCAGUAACAUCCUCGCUCCCAUUGCCGUUGGUGCCAUCAUGACCUCAUCGAUGCUGGUAGGCGGUAUCUUUGUGGCAUCGUGGAACGCCGUUUCCAUGGUGAUUGAGUAUUGGAAUCUUUGGAGAGUGUACAGGAACGUACCCGAGUUGGCUUUCAAAGGAGGUGUGGACUGCACAGAUGAAGCUCUUCCUGAGCAGGAGGUCAUGAGCCAGUACUCUGAAAUGGGUGAGCCAGCCAUCGAGGAGCAAAACCAGAACAGUGACCCUGUGGGUGAUAUCCAGGUAUCAAGGGAUAACUAUGAAUCAGAGAGCAGGGAGGUUGAAUCUACGGAGGUUCCUGGACCAGUAACACCCUCGACGCAAGCUUCCCAGCCAACUACCCCGACCUCGAGGAUUGCCGGUGAUGGGGAAAGAGAGUUUACCGAGAUACCGGUCACUCCUACAUCAGCACCUCCUGCAUCAUCAUCAUCAGUUACCAUGGCAACGAAGGAUGGUGGAUGCUGUGGUAGAGUGACUAGACAGUUGAAGUAUAUGUUCGAAGGCUGGAAGGUGUACAAAUCCUACGUGGAGUUCUGGGCAGGUCUUGGUCUAGCUUUCCUCUACAUGACCGUACUGGGCUUUGAUUCUAUCACCAUAGGGUAUGGCUACUCUCAAGGAAUGCCAGAGUAUGCCAUGGGAAUCCUGCAAGCUCUUGGAUCAAUUACAGGUAUCUUUGGAACGAUGCUCUACCCGGUCAUGAGGAGUAGAAUUGGGCUGGAGAGGGCUGGACUCUACUCACUAGGGAUUCAGAUAUCUUUUCUCAUGCUAUGUGUCGGGUCACUGUGGGCUCCGGGAUCGCCUUUCAUCUACGACUAUGGCAACAGCACUGUUGAUGCAAGCCAGAGCAGUCCUCCAACGCUGUCCAUGAUGACCCGACAGGUCGGAGUGAUGGCGCCACCUACUGUUGGUCCGAGUACAACUGAGGCUCCGGACCUGUCCAGGGUACAGUGCAAAUACACGGGUUCCGAAGAGCAGCAGACGUCUCUCGCCUCGGCCAUCAUACUCUUCACAGGGAUUGUCAUGUCAAGGAUUGGCCUGUGGUCAUACGACCUCGUCACCACCCAGCUGAUACAGGAGAACGUUGUCGAGACGGAGAGAGGCGUUUUCAACGGCGUACAGAGGGCGCUCGAAUGCUGUUUCGACAUGAUCCACUUCAUCCUCGUCAUAGUUCUUCCGUGUCCCGAGACUUUUGGAUACCUGGUCAUAACGUCCAUUCUGUUCGUCUCCAUCGGCGCAUGCAGUUACAUGGUUUACUCGUACAAGCGGAGAGGGCACCUGGUCCAUAUGGAAAAGAUUGCGCCAUGUUUGAAGAACGGUCAUGUAUGAUCAUGCAACAUGUGGUAAAGCAUGAAUUCUAUCAUAGAAAGUGAAAGAGCUCAUUCUGAAGAUUUUUAUUCCUAAGUUUGAACUCUACAAAACUAUGAUAUUACAACGAUUCAUUAAUCCAAGGGUUUUUAAUUUCAAAUAAUUGAAUAAGGUUUGCUAUUCUGAAGAAUG
This is a messenger RNA of Lytechinus variegatus (green sea urchin), 2522 nucleotides long. RefSeq names its product solute carrier family 40 member 1-like. Gene Ontology annotation, biological process: iron ion transmembrane transport. Gene Ontology annotation, cellular component: membrane. The transcript has 11 exons. The coding region runs from base 198 to 2351 and encodes 717 amino acids. Gene Ontology annotation, molecular function: iron ion transmembrane transporter activity. Lineage: Eukaryota; Metazoa; Echinodermata; Echinoidea; Temnopleuroida; Toxopneustidae. The record is from RefSeq and is a predicted model, not a curated record.